UGAACUGCGCUAUUAAAUAUUUUUUGUGAACACGGCUAUUACGUCAACAUCACUUGUCAGUUCGACUUUGAUUUAUGUUUCGAUUUAUCUGGGUAGAGCGUAUUCCUGCAGCACAAAUUGGAAAAAAUUUACUACACGCAAAUGGCUACAUUAAACUAUUUGAAAACGGCGUUCAUGGCCAACAAACAACUUCUCCCUGGAUUACGUGUUUUACAAAAAUUCCCACGAAAAUGUAGCUCAAAUUUCGAACGACUAGAUGGAACCAACGAAACGAUGAGCGAAAUUAAAUUCAAAAUGAUGAAAAGUCUAGGUCUUGAUUGUGGAUACAAUCCACAUCCUAAACCAAGGGAGCACUUAUUGCCAUAUGAACCAAAAAUGGAAGACCUUCCACCAAGGUCUAUGCAGAACUCUUUUACUUCUGCAAUUAUACCCUUGAGCGUGAGCAAAUCACUACAAGAUCGAUAUGUAGCAACAUUAGGGCACGUUCGAUUAGGCAGGUUAAUGGAGGAUAUGGAUUUGUUUGCAGUUUGGGUGUGUCAUCAGCAUUUGAAAAUUCCUAAACUAGAUCCAUCAGUGCCUUUGCCAUACACUUUUGUAACAAUUCUUGUCGAUAAGAUUACAUUUACCGACUUUACACCACAUGCAAACCAAGAUAUUCGAUUGUCGGGUCAUGUUUCUUGGGUUGGUAGGAGUUCUAUGGAAAUUGUAGUAUGGUUGGAACAAUUAGAAGGCGAUACAUACAAGAAAAUUACACGCGCUCUCUUCCUAAUGGCAGCUAGGAAUGCAAAUAACACUAAAUCUGCUCCAGUGAAUCCACUAAUUCCUGCCAAUGAGAACGAGAAAAUGAUUUUGGCUGGAGGUGAACAGCGCAAAGAAAGAAGAAAGCAAUUGCAAUCAUCGUCUUUGCUUAAAGUCGAACCUAAUGCAGAAGAACAAAAAAUAAGUCAUGACUUGUUUGUUCGGACUACCCGAACCGACUCGAUGGAAUUGAAUUCUAGAAUCUUACCAAACAAUGCCCGCUGGAUGGGUGAUACUUCGAUAGUUUCAACAAUGGCGUCAUUCCCUGAAAACCGUAAUGCUCACAAUACAGUAUUUGGUGGUUUUCUUAUGCGCAAUGCACUUGAAAUUAGUUGGGUGUGUGCAUGUUUGUAUUGUGGAGAACGUCCAAAGCUUGAAACGAUAUGCGAUAUUAGUUUUCAGAAGCCAGUUAAUGUAUCGUCGUUUUUAAAAAUGAAUGCUCACGUUGUUUAUACUCAAGAUAAUUAUAUACAAAUUAUGACUGUAGCUGAUAUUAUUGAACCUAGUUCAGGCAAUCAAGUGACAUCGAAUAUUUUCUAUUACACAUACAAGGCACCGUCUAAAGUUGCAGAAGUUCUACCAAGGACAUACGAUGAAACUUUGUGGUAUAUCGAUGGUAGAAGAAAACUUAAAUAUGCAUUGAAAACCGAAUAGAUAUUUGGUACAUAUAUCAUGUAUGAGAUUUAAAUGAUAUUUUGUUCAUUUUGUAACAUUUAAUAGUGCAAAUAUUGAUUUAAAAUUGACUCAAUAGUAUUUAUUGUAAUUGUUGUGAAAAUUUCAAGAGGCUUUGAAAUAAAUUCAAAAUAAAAUGCUGGUUAUUUUAUUUAAAUGAUAAUUUUAA
Messenger RNA from Episyrphus balteatus (marmalade hoverfly), 1639 nucleotides. Its product is annotated as acyl-coenzyme A thioesterase 9, mitochondrial-like. Gene Ontology annotation, biological process: acyl-CoA metabolic process. Lineage: Eukaryota; Metazoa; Arthropoda; Insecta; Diptera; Syrphidae. The record is from RefSeq and is a predicted model, not a curated record. Gene Ontology annotation, cellular component: mitochondrion. The coding region runs from base 142 to 1452 and encodes 436 amino acids. The transcript is spliced from 5 exons. Gene Ontology annotation, molecular function: fatty acyl-CoA hydrolase activity.